Molecule: messenger RNA, 5062 nt
Organism: Capra hircus (goat)
Lineage: Eukaryota; Metazoa; Chordata; Mammalia; Artiodactyla; Bovidae
Gene: PLA2G4F
Product: phospholipase A2 group IVF
Exons: 20
Coding region: 79-2616 (845 amino acids)
Biological process (GO): glycerophospholipid catabolic process
Cellular component (GO): cytosol
Molecular function (GO): calcium ion binding; calcium-dependent phospholipid binding
Source: RefSeq, a predicted model, not a curated record
ACCUGUCAGACCUGAGCCAGCAGCCAGUGUGGCCAGAGUGCAGGCAGAAUUUCCUGCCAGGAAUUGGGCUGCCUGGCCAUGCUCUGGGCGCUCUGGCCCAGGUGGCUGACAAGCAAGGGGCUGCCCCUCCUGGGUGCGGUGCAGCUACAGAAACGAGAGAAGAGGGGACCUCAGUGGAAGCAGUGGCGGCGAGAGACCCACCCCUUCUAUGACCUCCAGGUGAAGGUGCUGAGGGCCAAAAAUAUCCAGGGCACAGACCUGCUGUCCAAAGCUGACUGCUAUGUGCAACUGUGGCUGCCCUCAGCAUCCCCCAGCCCCGCCCGGACCAGGGUGGUGGCCAACUGCAGUGACCCCGAGUGGAACGAGACCUUCCACUACCGGAUCCAUGGUGCCGUGAAGAAUGUCCUGGAGCUCACCCUCUAUGACAAGGACAUCCUGGACAAUGACCAGCUCGCUCUGCUGCUUUUUGAUCUGAGGAGCCUCAAGCCAGGCCAACCACACAGACACACCUUCCCCAUCAGCCAGCAGGAGUCACACGAGCUGCAGGUGGAAUUUGUUUUGGAGAAGAGCCAGGUGCCCGCACCUGAAGUCAUCACUAAUGGGGUCCUGGUGGCUCAGCCAUGUUUGAGAAUCCAGGGCACCCUCAGGGGCGAUGGGACAGCCCCACAUCUAGAGCACGGUCCUAGGCAGAUUCAGCUGGCAGUGCCCGGAGCCUACGAGAAGCCCCAGCUCUUGCCCUUGCAGCCUCCCACGGAGACGGGCGUCCCAGCCAUGUUCACCUUCCACGUGAAUCCAGUACUCAGCUCCAGGCUGGAGGUGGGCCUAGGAAAGAAGCUCAUGGUCCAGGGCGACCCGAGGGUCAAGGAGGAGACCCAGACCAGCAAGCCUGGCAUCCUGCUCUCAUCUCUGGCCCUAGGCCAGGAGCAGCAGUGUGUCGUGGCCCUGGGGGAGGGCCAGGAGGUGGCCAUGAGUGUGAAGGCAGAGAUGAGCUCUGGGGACCUUGACCUGCGUCUUGGCUUCGACCUCUGUGAUGGGGAGAAGGAGUUUCUGGAGAAGAGGAAGCGGCUCGUGUCCAAGGCCCUUCAACAGGCUUUGGGGUUGAGCCACGCUCCCGAUAGUAGCCAGGUGCCGGUGGUGGCCGUCCUGGGUUCAGGAGGUGGGACCCGAGCCAUGUCGUCUUUGUAUGGCAGCCUGGCUGGGCUACAGGAGCUCGGCCUCUUGGACACUGUGACCUACCUGAGCGGGGUCUCCGGAUCCACCUGGUGCAUCUCCACACUCUACAAGGACCCAGCCUGGUCCCAGGCGGCCUUGCAGGGCCCUAUUGAGCGUGCCCAGGCUCGGGUGUGCAGCAGUAAGAUGGGGGCAAUGUCCACAGAGCGCCUGCAUUACUACGCCCAGGAACUGGGAAUCCGGGAAAGCAGUGGCCACAGCACUUCCCUCAUUGACCUCUGGGGCCUUCUUAUUGAAUAUUUCCUGUACCAGGAGGAAAAUCCUGCCAAGCUGUCUGACCAGAAGGAGGCAGUCAGCCAGGGCCAGAACCCUUACCCCAUCUACGCCAGCGUCAACGUCCGCAGCAACGUCAGUGGGGAGGACUUUGCAGAGUGGUGCGAGUUCACCCCCCAUGAGGUCGGCUUCCCCAAGUAUGGCGCAUAUGUUCCCACCGAGCUCUUUGGCUCAGACUUCUUCAUGGGGCGCCUGCUGCAACUCCGGCCCGAGUCCCGGAUCUGCUACCUGCAGGGUAUGUGGGGCAGCGCCUUUGCAGCCAGCCUGGAUGAGAUCUUCCUGAAGACCUCUGGCCGGGGCCUCAGCUUCCUAGACUGGCUCAAAGACAGUGUGAACAUCACAGAUGACUGCCAAGACCUCCAGCUUCACAAACCAGGGCGGCUGAGAACCAGGCUCUUCACCCCUCAGGGACCCUUCUAUCAGGCUUUGCUGGACAUAUGCACCUCCCGGUUGACCUCAGCCGAGAACUCCAACUUCACCCGGGGCCUCUACCUGCACGAGGACUAUGCAUCUGGCAGGGAGUUUGUGGCCUGGAAAGAUUUGCAUCCAGACGCCUUCCCCAACCAGCUCACUCCCAUGAGGGACUGUCUAUACUUGGUGGACGGAGGCUUUGCCAUCAACUCCCCAUUCCCGCUGAGCCUGCAGCCACAAAGAUCUGUGGACCUCAUUCUGUCCUUCGACUAUUCCCUGGAUGCCCCUUUUGAGGUCUUACAGAUGACAGAGAAGUACUGCCUGGACCGAGGCAUCUCCUUCCCUAGGAUUGAGGUGUCCCCGGAGGACAUAAAGGAACCCCACGAGUGCUACCUGUUUGCCAAGGCUGAGGACCCAAGCUCACCCAUCAUACUGCAUUUCCCCCUGGUCAACCGUACCUUCCGCACACACCUGGCCCCAGGUGUGGAGCGAAAAACGGCUGAGGAGAAGGCUGGUGGGGACUUUGUCAUCAACGGGCCAGACACUCCCUAUGGCAUGAUGAACUUCACCUACGAGCCCCAAGAGUUUGAGCAGCUGGUGGCCUUGAGUCGAUACAAUGUCCUGAACAAUGUAGAGACUGUGCGGAAGGCCCUCCAGCUGGCUCUAGACCGGCGACAGACUGGGGACAGGACUGGAGGCUGACCCAGGCUGGAGUUGGGGGACUGGGACAGAGGAGGGACCCUGGGCUCCAGACCAGGGCUUGGUAGGGGGAGGAGUAGCGGACCCUCCAGGGCUUCUGGUUCUCAUCUCUUUGGAACGUGCAUUGAGGUCCCCAGGCUCUGGGGAUGUUCCUCCAGGGUGCAGCCUGGACUUUUGAGGGUCCCUUCUCCCCUGUGUUUCUGGGAGGAGGUAGUAUGUCGGGGAGGGGAUGUAUGGCAGACAUAAACAGUUCUCAUCUGACACUGGAGUGUGUGGAGGGACUCAGGCAACCAUCGUGGCCCAGGGCCCAUGCCAAACACAGAAGGACUUCAGAGGGAAAAGGUCUUCAGGCCCUCAAAGGUAGGGGUGCUGAGAGAGCCGAGUGCAGGUUACUGCCCUAAACUGACGCCAGAAGCAAAGAUGCGUCCAUCCAAUCCACACUUCCUGCAAACAGCCCCAGCCCUGACCAUCCAUCCCUCCAUGCCCCACUGCAUCUGGAUGCUAAAGGCAUCCAGAAUAAAGGGGGACCACAUCGGUUGCCCAUCUGGGUCACUCACCCCAGAGUCCUGCCUGUUAAUUCCUCUUCACCUCUGGCCUCCUCUGCCUGCCUCAUGGCUCCCCACCCUUCUGUGCUCAGCCUCCUGAAGGCUGUGGGGUGAUCUCCGCUCCUGGCUGGGCUCCAGCUGGAGGUUCCCCAUGCUAAUUCCCCAUCUUUGCUCUUUAAACUUGGGUCACAUCCUCUUAUCAGGUGUACAGCUGCUACCUUGAGCAAAUAGUCUCACCAUUCCCAGAAGUUAAAUGAGUAUGUCUAGAGGGCAUAUCCAUUUAUUGGGGCAGAGCAAACACAAACCUGCGUGUGUGUGUUUUCCCAGUGGCUCUGGCCUGUGAGCACCUGUCAGCUGCCAGGGAUGGGCAGGGUUAGAGAACCUAGCUGGGAACUCACAGCCUGGGUUCCCACCUUUUUCACAGCUGUGUCCUGCCAUCUGGGCCAUCUACUUCCCUCUCCCUCUGCUUAUCAUUUCUUCUGACCCACAAGGAGCCCUCCACACAUCCGAAGCCUCUCCAGCAUUGGCAGAGUUCUGGUCUGUGGAGAGGAGAUCCACAAUGACUGGGCUUGGUGUGGGGGUCUUCAGGCCCUCUCCCCCUGGCCAGGCCUCUGUGGCCUCUUUCUCCUCCCACUGCCCCACCCAGCGCUGAGCCACCUGGGGCCCUUCCAUGGCCCAGCUGCCAUACAGUAAGUCCCCGACACACGAACUUUUCAAGUUAUGAACUUUCAAAGAUAUGAAUGUGCGUUCCAUCAGCAUCAGGCCCUAGUGAAACUGCAGCUUGCCUUCCAUCUCCUCGUGCUGACCAUCCUUCUGCUCAACUAUCUCCCACCUCCUUUUCUUCAUCCAGGCAGUAACUCUUUUUGCCUGUUCACUCAAUGCCCACCCCUGUAUGCCAGCUUUUGUCAUGUACUUUUUAAGAUACUGUACUGUAAGAUUAAAAAGGUUUUCUUUAUGUUUGUUUAUUAUGCAUCAUUUGUGUGAAAAGUAUUAUAAACCUAUUAUAGUACAGUAUUAUAUAGCCAAUUGUGUUGGGUGGAUAUCUUGGGCUAACUCUGUUGGAUUUAACAUACAAAUUGGACUUACAAGCAUGCUGUUGGAGUGGAACUUGUUCGUACGUUGGGGACUUACUGUACUCACUGCUCAUUCAACAAUCCCCUGCUGCCAGGGCUGCUCACUUUGGCUGUUGCCUCUGCCUAGACCUGUCUCUCUCUCCCCCCUUCUCUCUCUCCCUCAAUCACACAUGCACACAUAGGCAUGCUGUCCAGGGCCCAAGUCACUAUUCCUCUUUUAAUCAGGGGAUCUAUGUGACAAAGCCUCACCUGUCCUGACUCUGGGAAGAAGACCAUAAUUCUUGUUUCCAACUGGGAGGAAGGUGUCUAGAUCCCAGUGGGUGGCCCUAGCCUGGCCUGGGAUCUGAGCCUCUAGCUGGAUAGGAACCAGGAGGGCUGAGGGAGCUGGGCCUCCAAAGGGCCAGUGCUUUUUGCUGGUGUGGGGUGGGGCACCUUGGGUCUCUCCUGCCUCCUCCGCAGGGCCCAUUGCCCCUCAGAUGGGCCAUCUGCUUAGCUGGUGUUUCGCACACCUUUAAUGACUUUCUCCUUUGACCUCCUGUAUUCCUUUUGGUUUUAUCUUUCUUUUUGUUAGAGUACAAAAUUGAAUAGUUCUAUAGUGAAGGAGUUCAUCUUUCGUGUCCUAUCUUUUUGCCUUUUCAUACUGUUCGUGGGGUUCUCAAGGCAAGCAUACUGGAGUGGUUUGCCACUCCCUUCUCCAGUGGACCACGUUUCGUCAGAUCUCUCCCCCAUGACCCGUCUGUCCUGGGUGGCCCUACAUGGCAUGGCUCCUAGUUUCACUGAGUUAGACAAGGCUGUGGUCCAUGUGAUCAGAUUGGUUAGUUUUCUGUGAGU